AUGGUGGUAGUGUCGUCAUCGGAAAUGGAAGAUCCUCCAAUUUGGAUGGAAAUGCCCGACGAAGUGAUGGCAAAUAUACUUCAACGAUUGGGUACUAAAGAGAUACUCAACAAUGCAUGGAGAGUGUGCACAACUUGGCGGAGAAUUUGCAAAGAUCCGGCGAUGUGGAAAGUCAUUGAUGUUCAGAAAUCCGAUAAUGAUGUGGAAGAACAUCUCGAUCUCGAUAGGCUGACUAAGAAGCUAGGCAAUCGAUCUCAGCUGUGGGGAAUUGAUCGAUAUCAGUAUCUCAGGGUUUGGCACCGAUGA
Messenger RNA from Lactuca virosa, 306 nucleotides. NCBI's taxonomy places the organism in Eukaryota, Viridiplantae, Streptophyta, Magnoliopsida, Asterales, Asteraceae. The record is from the annotation of a GenBank genome assembly.